AUGGGGAUGAACAACAUACCUGAGGACGAUUGUAAUUCUAACACCGGUCUGAAUAAAAAACUAAGUCAUAAGCAAUGGAAAAAGCUAAAAAGAAAGCUUCACAGACAGGCACUUGCCAAACAGAAGGAAUCUGAAGAAAAGACAGCAGUGUCAUCAGAGAGUGAGGGACAAGAGGCAUCAGAAGAUGAAAAGGAAAGGUUAAGACAGCACGAGCUGUGGUUAGAGAGAGAACGCCAAGCCCAAGCUGCAUGGAAGGCCAAGAAGGAGUGGGAAGAAAAAGAAAGACGCAGGAAAGAAGAAGAAGAAAGAAAAAUUCGAGAGGAAUGGGAAGAGCAGCAAAAGAGGGAAGCUGAGGCAGAAGAGAAGAGAAGGAAGGAGGAGGAAGAGAAGAAGAAAAGACAGGAUGAACUGCUGCAGAAAGCAACAGAGAAUGAAAACAAGGAUGUGUGGCACAACCCACUAGCCCCAGUGCAGUACAGUGAGGAGAGGAAGGUGGAGAACUGUCCAUUUUUUAUGAAGACUGGUGCAUGCAGGUUUGCAGAAAGAUGCUCCCGUUCACAUCCAUUCCCAGACUCCAGCGUGACCUUGUUAUUUCCUGGAAUGUACACACACUUUGGUUUACAGGAAAGCAUGAGGGACGAGUAUGACACAGACAUCAGCCUGGAAUACGAGGAGUCAGAGACCUACCAGCACUUCAAAGAGUUCUACGAGGACGUGUUGCCAGAGCUGAAGGCUGUGGGGAGGGUGGUACAGUUCAAGGUCUGCUGUAACCACGAGCCCCACCUGAGAGGAAAUGUCUACGUUCAGUUUGCCAGUGAGGAGGAAGCAAUACGGGGCUUUGCUGCCUUCAAUGGCCGCUGGUAUGGAGGUCGUCAGCUACAGUGUGAGUUCACAGUUGUCACCAAGUGGAAAGGGGCGAUAUGUGGCCUAUUUCACAUGAAACGCUGCCCGAAAGGCAAAAACUGCAACUUCCUUCACGUCUUCCGCAAUCCCAAUGGUGAGUUUCGUGAUGCAGACAGGGACUUUGAAUUUGCAUCAUCUCAGAGACAUGAAGGAAGAAGCGAGCGUGGUUCAUCGAAAAGGGACGACAGACAGUUUUACUCUGAACGAGGCUAUCGUAAUGGCAGGCGCAGAUCCUCUUACAGAGAUCGUGAAGAUGAUAGUUAUUACAGACGAGAAAGCCAUUCGCAAUCUUACAGAGAGGAUGACAGAGACGGAAGAGAUCAAAGAAGAAGGCGCAGAUCAAGGUCAAAAGACCGGUCAAGGUCAAGAGACAGAAGAAGGUCAAGGUCAAAUGACAGACAAUCGCCAAAGCAACACUAUCAUGAUUCAAGAGAUAAAGGUGACUUUAAAAACAGAUACAAAAAUAGAUCAGACAGAAAUAGUGGACAAUCACCCUCACUUCAUAGAGAAACACCCAAAAGUCAUAGAAGUAGGUCAAGAUCAAAGCAUCAUAGUAGGCAUAAAUCAAGGUCAAGGUCAUGUUCUAGUUCUGAUAGAGAAAGAACUGACCAUGUACAGACAGACAUAAAAGAUACAGAAAUAGAAAACGGAUCAAGUUCUAGGUCUCUACUUCCCAGAGCAAGGACAAGGUCAUUAUCGUCUGAGGGUCAAAGGUCAGAUUCUUCAGAGCAUAAAAGAAAAAGCAAACGGACAUAUUCGAAAUCCAGGUCCAAAAGUAGGUCAAGAUCCAGAUCUCAGUCAAGAGAUAGGAAAAGAAAACAUAAGAAAAAACACAAAAAGAACAAGAAAAGUAAAAAGAAGAGCAGGUCGGACAUGGAGCAGUCUGUUUUAAUAACUAGCCCAGACUUGGACAAAGAGCAUAGAGAAGUUGACUUAGUCUCAGAGAGUGGAGAUUGAAUUUAAAUGAUGUUUAUUUACUUGACAAAAACAAUAAUGAUUUCAUUAGGAAAACAUCCCCAUUACAGCUGGGACAUCACUUCAUUUAUUAUUUUUUUUUUUUUUUGUAAUGCAUUCUUAUUUACCUUAUAUACUGACUAAUUUUUACCUUAGUUACAAAUAAGAACAUACUUUUCUUCAGUUAUUUUUUAAGUCAAGAAGAAACUGAAAGGCGAUCUGUGCCAUUGGUCUGACUAUUGUUUUGAAACAUUUGGAAAUAAAAGCUGAAAUAUCCACGUAUCUUUCUUGGAAUUAUCAUUAAAAUCUACCACAAAGUGGGGGUUAAAAC
Molecule: messenger RNA, 2188 nt
Organism: Lingula anatina
Lineage: Eukaryota; Metazoa; Brachiopoda; Lingulata; Lingulida; Lingulidae
Biological process (GO): mRNA splicing, via spliceosome
Cellular component (GO): U2AF complex
Molecular function (GO): metal ion binding; RNA binding
Source: RefSeq, a predicted model, not a curated record